GCUGGUUCAAAUGUGGUAGUUGUUAUUAUGUUGAGAGGUUCUAUUUUGCCUGAAACAAAGCCCGUGUAUCUUCUUCCUAAAGAGAAAAACUCUUGUGUUUUAAUAUCUGAUGUAAUUAUUUUGCAAUGUUUAUUCGUCUUUGUCGGUGCUUCUACAAUCAUCUUUUGCGUGUGGACACCAGAGCAUUCCACAGAAGACUACGACAAACUUGCCCGCAUCAUGUACUUGUACGAUCCUCUGGCCUGCGGCUACAACCUGCGAGGGUCGAGCUCCAUCACCACGCUGCAGCUCAGUAAUGAGACGCAUGGAUUGAACCUGCGGCCUAUCAAAUACACUUCGGCGAUUAUCACUGUGUCUACCAAACUGUCUUCAAAGACCAGGAAUUACAUAAAUCUCAGCAUAUUUAUCCACGUGAUAUGGCUUAUCGUUGCGUGCGCCCUACGUAUACUUAGAUUUGCGAAGAAACUUCGGAUCUUAGUGUUAACACUCAACGCGACCUUCUACGUCACCGUGUUUGUCAUUCUGUUCGACAUCUCAAUGGCUAUUGUGUACAUCGCUCACGUACAGCAAAGUUUGACGACAGGGAUGAUUUUAAGACUCAGCGGAUGGGGUGUUGAAAUGAAGCUGAAACAUUUCGACAACUUUGGGGGGUGGUAUCCAAUGGUAGCGUCGCUUUGCUGGCUUCGUGGAAUUAUCAUAUUUAUCAUCAACAUAUACAUGGCAACGGUAAUAUUAUUUAUGCUACGGCGACUGAGAAAAAGUGAAUUUAAAAAGAAGUUGAACCUGAGAGAGAACCUUCCAAUUCCUGAUGCCAGCUAUGACUUAAACUUGAAGAACAAUGUGCUUUAUUUUCGCGCUGGCGAGAAUGAACCUAUAGUUAUGAAUAAGCCAUUUGAAAGAUCGUAUUAUUGA
Leptidea sinapis is the source of this 912-nucleotide messenger RNA. RefSeq lists its product as uncharacterized. The transcript has 4 exons. The record is from RefSeq and is a predicted model, not a curated record. Bases 28 to 912 code for a protein of 294 amino acids. NCBI's taxonomy places the organism in Eukaryota, Metazoa, Arthropoda, Insecta, Lepidoptera, Pieridae.